This is a messenger RNA of Dinoponera quadriceps, 3384 nucleotides long. Its product is annotated as coiled-coil domain-containing protein 108-like. The record is from RefSeq and is a predicted model, not a curated record. The transcript is spliced from 13 exons. Lineage: Eukaryota; Metazoa; Arthropoda; Insecta; Hymenoptera; Formicidae.
CGACGUCACUCUCGACGUCUAUCGGCUUCUCUCAGCUGCACCGAAAGUUUCACCUUCAGAUGAACUCUACGGCUCAUUUCAUUGGUUAUGAAGCGUCGGAAGGUGAAUUUAAACGAUUUCAAGUGUGAGAUCUGACUGUGAAUACUGUUUGAACGCUUUCAACAAGCGUUGAACGGUGAAGGAAUAAAGAUGAGUGAUAAAGGAGAGUACAGAAAGUGCAUAUCGAAGGAACAGUGCGUCAUCGGACGAUGACGUUUUCAAUUCGAGACAUCGAUCGCGCGAGAUCGAGAUAUCACUAUGGUUUAUUCAAUUGUUUCAUCCUUGUGAUGUCUAUUUUUCCAUAACGAUGAUUCACGGGGCACGUUUAAUUUGAGGUGAUUGUCUUGUCGGAGAGAGAAUAAUUGAUAAUAGGAUAACUGGAAGCAAAAGAUGCAUAGUUAUCGUGAGGCACCAAGUAAGGAGAUUCAUGUAGAUUUUGGAGAAGUGCAGACAGAUGCCGUAGCUGUGAAAUGGAUAAAGAUAGUCAACGAGAGUUGGGUAGAGCGAGUAUACGAAGCCCGAAGGGACACCGACACUAAUCCUUUGGACCAUGUGUUCGAAUUGAGCAGUUAUUCGUGGACUUUGCCUCCCGGCAAAGUAUACAAAUGCAAGAUAUAUUACCGGCCGUUCGUACCGUCCUCUGUAAACUUGGAUUACUUUACGAUUGUGGAUUCUAAUCACAGCCAUGUGGAAAUUAAAGUUCGUGGCAUAUGCAUCGGACCGGUAGUCUCGAUCUCGACGACAAAAUUAGCCAUGAUGUGCACAUGCGAAGGCGCCGAGGCGAAGAAGCGCAUCAGGCUCGUUAACAAUUCUGAAACCGUGGCGACUUUCAUGUUCGAUAUCGAUCAAGUACAAAGGUCAUUCACGGUAGACACGACGCACGGAUAUAUCAAGCCGCAUUCCCGUACAUAUGUAACGAUCACUUUCGCGCCUCGGCGAAAAGGAACUUACGCAUGCCGCCUACCGUGCUUAAUUUUGCAUCAUAAACCGAUUAUUGUAGAGCUGUAUGGCUACUGCGGCGCGGCAUUACGUAAAGCAGAUGUUCAAGAACACUUUAAUUGCCUCGCGAGAUUAAAAAAUGACUUCGAAGGAUACAUGAGCGAUAUUAUUGUCAUCACGCAAGAUCUACCUGCAAUAUCUUUGUCCAAGAACUAUAUCGACUUCGGUCAAAUUGAUGUGACGGCGAAAAAUGUCGCGCAGAGGAUUCCGGAAACCUUAUGCCUCACUAAUCACAGCCGAUCCGACAUAUUGAUCAAAUGGAACCAAGAUGUUGAGGACAUUUUCCGCGUGACACCUGGUACCGUAGAAGUGCCGGCGAACCGGACGGCUCUGUUCGAAAUCGUAUUCGAUCCCAACGGGAGAGGUAAUAAUUUAUUCGCGUCAGAACUCGUCGGCUACGUUUUCCCGGUGCAACGAGGAGACAGUUAUCACAAGGAGACAUUUGCAUUCCCCGCUACAACGUCCGUGCGAUUGAUCGGUCGCUCCUUUCCUGCUUAUUCCGACAGUUGGAUUCCUCAGUACGAAGUACCGCACAUAGUGAAAAUGCCUCCCUGUUUACCCUCGCUUCCGGUCUACACCACGUUCGCGAUCAAGAGAUUCGGCCGUCUGCCGUUGAUGUACCGUUUCAUACCACCGGAAUCGAGCCACUUUUUCGUGAAACCGAUGAUGGGGAUAAUUUAUCAAGAUUAUCAGAUCAUUGUGGUCGGGAUGUUGCCCGAAAGCGACAACGAGCGCGUUUACGUGGAGCGUUGGGCAAUUCGUUUCAAUGGAAACGGUAGAUCGGAGUGCUUCAUCGAUUUUCGGGGGUUUGCGGAACAGGCCAAAAUAGCUCUCGGCGAUCGGAACACCCUGAGAUUCGCGCCGUGUUUCCCCGGCUGCCGAUCGCUGCAGCGAUUCUCCAUGCGAAAUGUCACUCGUCACGCGAUAAAAUAUGAAUUUGUUAAUUUGACGCCCGAGCUUCGAAUUUCAAACGUGAAUGGAGAAAUUCACUCGAAUGACACUCUCACUCACGAGUGGGAAUUUUGCCCCACAGUAAUCGGAAGUUAUUAUUUCGACGUGAACUGCAUUUUAACCGUACUGAAGGACGAAAUUCCCGUCGGUACGAGAGUUUCCGUGGCGUCGCGCGUGAUAGGAAGAUGCGAAGUCGGCUUUCUCGAAUCGGUGCCCGACGAAUUGAAUUUCGGAAUUCAAGCGUACAAAGCCACGAAGGAAUUGAGCUUCCUCGUGCGCAACUCGAGUCCUGUGACAGUCUUUUACGAGAUGACGUGCAGCCAUUGCAAUUUGCCGGUCGGGAACGUGGAACAGGAUGUAAAAAUACAUCCGUCUACGGGUGCCGUUCUCGCUGGACAAAGUGAAACCAUCGUCGUCUCUGUCACACCUACUAAGCCUGGCUACUAUUACGAGCUGUUUGUUCAAUAUUCCGCGAGGAUAAGUCUCCGCACAAACGUUCUAAUUCCGAAUCAGAUGCCAAGAACUAUCUGUAAGCUGAGUUGUUUGUGCGUAUUGCCCACUUUAAAGGUGAAGGACCUACAGUAUUACGGACCGUGUCCGGAUGCGUUUAAAACUUCUUUCUGGAAGCUUAUGAAGAUAAACGCGCUUAACAAGUUGUUUGAACACUUACAACCCGGAACGUCGGAGACGCUGCGUGUAAACUUCCCGGCGAUGGUUCUGCAGGAGCCUGCCGUCGCUGUGAAGCUGCUCCUGACGAACGUUAACGCAGUGACCGCUUCUUGGAAUAUCAAAAGAUUGCGACUGUGUUGUUCUUGUCGACCCGUCGUAAAGACUAAGACGCUCCCACUUCCACGCGCGCAGCGCGAUUGCUUACACAGGAAAGUGUGCUCUAUGCAGCCGCGAACGGAAAAUCUCCAACCAGGGAAGGACGCUUGGAUAUAUCUGGAACUACGUUACGUAAUGCUGGGAAAAACUGACGCGAAAUAGCACGUAUAUCUCGGGAAUGACCGUCAUAUUUUUUUAAUUAUGACGGUCGAAAAUCUAUCCAGGUCUGCAAAUAAACUCCACCUUCUGAACGGCACACAUUUUAUGUCUCGGGAGAUCUACUUAGGCGACAAGAACCCUCUAUCAGGUUGUCGCUCGCGAUUAAAUGUAAUUAACAACUCGACAGCUUGACAAUUUACACAAAUAAAAAAUUCCUGCCGAGAGUCCCGGUGGCUUGUGUAAACAAAUGACAGUAGUUUUACACUCCGUGGAACGAUAGACUUUGGAGAAACCAACAUUAUGUGUGUGAAUAUAUUUAUUGAAAGGAGCGAAUUGUGAGAUAUUAUGCGAAAUUUUGGAGACGCUAAAUAUAUAUUGUGUGACACGGGCAUUCCUGAAGAAUCUUUUCAU